AUGGAGGAUCUUCCUAAUGUGAAGCAUCCAGCUUCUCUACAAUUUGGAAAGAUUAUACAGAGUUACAAAGCAAGAAGAAAUUUGGAAGCUAUGCGUAGGGCGUGCAGGCCUCCACCAGGGCAGCACAGGCACUGUGACAGAUGCUUCAACCGUCACUGCCACAUGCCUAUGGAGCCUGGUGUCUCCUGCCUGGUGAUAAACUGCCACCUGUCCUGCGGUGCUACCUUCCACAUGUGCAAAGAGGCAGAGCACGAGCUCCUGUGCCCUUUGGAGCAGGUUCCGUGCCUCAACUCCGAAUAUGGCUGCCCCCUUUCCAUUUCCCGUCACAAGCUGGCCAAGCACCUGCAAGUGUGCCCCGCCAGCGUGGUCUGCUGCUCCAUGGAGUGGAACCGCUGGCCAAACUUGGACUCUGAAACAGCCCUUCAUGAGAACAUCAUGAAAGAGACCCCCAAUGAGGAGUGCUUGGACACAGCCCUGGCCCUCCAAGACCAGAAGGUCCUCUUUAGAUCUCUGAAAAUGGUAGAACUUUUCCCAGAAACUAGAGAACCCAUGGAAGAGGAACCUACCAUGAAUGGUGAAGCCAGUUGGAAGGAAAUGGAAGGAGCGGUGGGUGGGGCAGAUGCUGGUUUGGUAACAACCACCAACGGAGAGGUGGCAGAGCUGAGUCAAGAAGAACGAGAGGUAUUAGCCAAAACCAGAGAAGGGAUGGACCUAGCCAAGUUUGACAAGUGGGAAAAUAUGUUCAGCAAAGAGCAUGCAGCCUCUGCUUUAACGAGCUCAUCAGUGAGCAGUGAGAGCAAGAGCAGGGAUGGCCCAGAGAAAGAACAGAUUUCCAGCAGCAACAACAUGGUAGAAAAGAGCGCUGCCAAAGGGAAGGAAACACAGGAAGACCAGAAGCAGCAGGACUUUCAUGAAGCCAUAGAAAAGUCAGGGCUUGCCCCUUGGCAGGAUGGUGUUCUGGAAAGACUGAAAACAGCUAUGGAUGCAAAGGACUAUAAUAUGUAUCUGGUGCACAAUGGGAGGAUGCUUAUUCACUUUGGUCAGAUGCCUGCUUGUACACCUAAAGAGAGAGACUUUGUUUAUGGCAAACUCGAGGCUCAGGAAGUGAAGACUGUUUACACCUUCAAAGUUCCCGUGAGCUACUGCGGGAAGCGGGCUCACCUCAGAGACACCUCGUUGAGUAGUAGGCCAAGUGAACACAAGGCAGUAGAUACUUUGGAUUUAGGGAUCACUGUGGAGGACCUCCCCAAAUCAGAUCUCAUCAAGACCACCCUGCUGUGUGCUCUGGAAAGAGAACUCAAAGGUCAUGUCAUCUCUGAAUCCAGGAGCAUUGAUGGGGUGUUCAUGGAUUUUGCUACACAGACAUACAGUUUUGAGCCAGAACAAUUUUCCUCCAGGACGGUGCUGGCUGACCUUCUAACCACUGCCAAUCUGAAUGGGCUCCAUAUGGAGCUCCACAGUGAGUGUGUGACCAGGAGACACAACAAGAGCAGUUCUGCCUUUACUUUCACUUGCAACAAAUUCUUCAGGAGGGAUGAAUUUCCCCUACAUUUCAAGAAUGUCCACACAGACAUUCAGUCAUGUCUCAAUGGUUGGUUCCAGCACCGAUGCCCCCUUGCCUACUUGGGAUGUACCUUUAUUCAAAACCAUUUCUGUCCCCCAGGGAAAAAGGCAAAAGUAAUCUACAGUCAGGAGCUCAAGACCUUUGCCAUCAAGCCGGAGGUUGCUUCAGAGCUGAGUGAGGGAGGGAACAACCAUCUCUCAGGCCGUGAAGGAAAAAACCAGAAUUCUCUAACCAGCCUGCCCCUGGAGGUUUUGCAGUACAUUGCUGGGUUCUUAGACAGCAUCAGCCUAUCCCAGCUCUCUCAGGUGUCCGUGCUGAUGAGGAAUAUCUGUGCCACUUUGUUACAAGAGAGAGGGAUGGUCCUCCUGCAAUGGAAGAAGAAGAGGUAUUCCCAUGGAGGCACCUCGUGGAGAGUUCACAGAAAGAUCUGGCAAUUCAGCAGCCUCUUCUCCAAAAUCAAGGGCUGGGAGUUUAAUGAAGUUGCCUCCAUGUCUGAGCACCUGAAGUCCUGUCCUUUCAACGUUGUAGAACACAAGACUGACCCGAUUCUUUUGACCAGCAUGUGUCAGCCCCGUAAGCAGGCCUCAGAGACUUUAGUCACAACCUUUAAUGCCAGACCAAGAGGAAGACACACCUACUAAAGGCUCAGAAGCCACCCUUCUUGGAUUCCCACUCAGGGUUACUGAAAGUUCGACAGAGUUUGGUUUUGAGGACUUCCUUCUGUAAACUGCAAAUGUGCUUAUCUCGGUGUUUUGGAACAUGCAAAUGUCCUUCAAAACCUGAGCAGUUGCACAAGGCCGAAGAAUUUCCUAAGCCAUGGCUUGUAUAACUGCUAUAGUGCCAUACUGAUAACUUAUUUCCUCCCUCCCCCCACACUCUUUUUCUAAAAUAAAUCAGUCUGUGAAGUAUUUUAAAUAGGUGACUUGAGGCCAUUUGGAAGAUGAGAUGAGAGAGCCGUGAAAUUCCAUAACCAGCACAGGCCUGUGCUUUUGUGGAGAGCUUUUCAGUUUAUAAGCACUUGUAAUGAUAUGGAGCAGGCAAUGUAGGGAUGGGGACUGACAUGCCUCCCAGGGCACCCAGGGUGAAGGGCACAGUUUGAAAUUUCUGGAGCUGGGGUUGUCCUGACAGCCAAGUCCAGGGUUUUUUUUAGUUGCCCCACUGCCUCUAAGCCCAGACAGUCCAAACAGCCCGAAAGAAUAGAGACCUAGGCUAAGCACAACAGCCUCGAGGACACCAAAGGCCAAAGGAUGAGAGGUAGA
Messenger RNA from Aethalodelphis obliquidens (Pacific white-sided dolphin), 2823 nucleotides. It is a transcript of the gene FBXO40, whose product is annotated as F-box protein 40. Gene Ontology annotation, cellular component: cytoplasm. The transcript is spliced from 4 exons. Lineage: Eukaryota; Metazoa; Chordata; Mammalia; Artiodactyla; Delphinidae. Gene Ontology annotation, molecular function: zinc ion binding; protein binding; ubiquitin protein ligase activity. Bases 1 to 2205 code for a protein of 734 amino acids. The record is from RefSeq and is a predicted model, not a curated record.